Oryzias melastigma (Indian medaka) is the source of this 5556-nucleotide messenger RNA. RefSeq names its product eukaryotic translation initiation factor 2 alpha kinase 4 (gene eif2ak4). The record is from RefSeq and is a predicted model, not a curated record. Gene Ontology annotation, biological process: regulation of translational initiation by eIF2 alpha phosphorylation; DNA damage checkpoint signaling. Gene Ontology annotation, cellular component: cytosol. NCBI's taxonomy places the organism in Eukaryota, Metazoa, Chordata, Actinopteri, Beloniformes, Adrianichthyidae. Gene Ontology annotation, molecular function: ATP binding; protein binding; eukaryotic translation initiation factor 2alpha kinase activity.
CGCGACACAGCAGUCUACUCUUGCAACAGCCAUGCGCAGGAUGUUGCCUUGUUGUGUUUCGCUUGAGAGCCUCGGUGAAAAAAGUAGAUAAAUCUUUCUAAAACUAGUUGUGGAAUGUUAUUAGUGUCUCCGAAUCCUUCUCAGUUUGUAGAUGGACGUCGAGCAGAGGUGCAUUCGCCUGCAGGAGAAGAAGAAGAAGUGAAGCGAGCGGCUCCUCUUCCUCCUCUCUGACUGACUGCUGUACUGUAGAAUGAGACACGACCGUGGAGCUGCCAUGUAGCGAACAAGCAUGAGCACCCAGAGCGGUCAACCAGACGGGACAGACGACUACACGGUGCAGCAGGAGAACGAGUUAGAGGCCCUCGCGUCUAUAUUUGGGGAGGAUUUCCAGGAUCUUCGGAGCAAAGACCCCUGGAAGGUUAAAAGGCCUCCCGAGGUCUUUCUCUGUCUGCGACCCAACGGGUUAAACAAUGGUCAGGAAUGCUACGUGACUGUGGACCUGCAGGUGAAAUGUCUGCCCGAUUACCCGGACGUGCCUCCAGAGCUGGAACUGAAGAACGCCAAAGGCCUCUCAAACGAAAAACUCCAGAACCUCCAGGAUGAACUCACUAAGCUGGCAGCAGUGCGAUGUGGGGAGGUGAUGAUUUAUGAGCUUGCAGACCAUGUCCAGGGGUUUUUGAGCAAGCACAACAAACCUCCACCGCGCUCCUUCCACGAGGAGAUGCUGAAGAACCAGCGCAGGCAGCAGGAGAAACAGGCUCUGGAGGAGCAGGAGAGGAUGGACCAGCAGCGCAAGAAGGAGGAGGAGAUGGAAAAGGAGAUCAUGGCUGUAAUCCAAAAAAGGGAAGAGGACAAGCGAGAGGAGAAGAGAAGAAAGGAAAUUGCCAAACAGGAGCGUCUGGAGAGCAUAGAGUCGGUGUCUGUGCUGGGAAAGAGUCCGCCCAGUUCUGGUGGAACCGUUCCUGACCUCACUGAAGCCAAAACAACCGCUGGGAACCACCGGCGCCGAACAACUUCCAGUUCACGCCACAGACGCGACACGGUUAACGACGACGGCGUCCGCCCGCAGGAGCUUCUGCAUUUCCACAGCAACACUUUAGGAGAGCUGGUCGUCCACAAAGGCAAAUGUUUGGGUGAAAGCCAGCGCCUUGGUCGGAGCGUUUAUUGCGGCUUUGAAGCCAACUCUGGAGAGUUUUCCAUCAUCUAUGAGUGGUCGUUACGCUGGAGCAAGAGGAUGGGAAAGUUCUUCACCAGCCAGGAGAAAGCAAAGAUAGAGAACUGUAAGAAGCAGAUCCAUGCAGCAGAAAACGAGUUCAACUCCCUCCUGCGUCUCAGUCACCCAAACUUGGUGCAUUACAUGGCGCUGAGCUCCACGGAGAAGGAGGACUGCCUCAGCGUUCACCUGCUGGUGGAGCACGUGCCGGGAAUCAGCUUGAACCAAAGCUUAGGUACCAACGCCCCGCUCCCUCUGGAUAAACUCUGCCACUACGCGGCGCAGCUGCUGUCUGCCCUCGACUACCUCCACACCAACUCCGUAGUCCACAAACACCUGGGCGCCUCCAGCGUGCUCCUGGACUCCGAGGGCAGCGUUCGCCUGACGGACUACAGCUUAUCCAAACGAUUCUCCGAUAUCUGCAAGGAGGACAUUUUUGAGCAAGCCCACGUUCGUUUCUCGGAGGGGAUGGUCAUGCCAACGAAAACCGGCAAGAAGGGGGACGUGUGGAACUUGGGAUGUGUUUGUCUGAAUGAUGCUGACCGCUGGACGACUCAGCAGCUCUUGGACCAUUCCUUCCUCAAACCUCCUCUUCCUAAAAACCUCCUGCAGUACCAGGAAACCAGCCCAGAAGAUUUAGCUGAGGACUUUGCAUCAUCCGUCAUCCCACAAAACCACAUCCUCAACGCUCCCUUCAGCUCCGGGCUGCAGAGACAGCUUUCCCGUUACUUCAAUGAGUUUGAGGAGUUACAGCUCCUUGGAAAAGGGGCCUUUGGUGCUGUCAUUAAGGUCCAAAACAAGCUAGAUGGCUGUUAUUACGCCGUAAAGCGCAUCCAGGUCAAUCCAGCCAGUAAGCAGUUCAGGCGGAUCAAAGGCGAGGUCACGCUUCUGUCGCGCCUGAACCACGAGAACAUUGUCCGCUAUUACAACGCGUGGAUUGAGCGCCACGAGCUGCCCUCCACAGGCGUCCUGAGCAACUCCGACAGCUCAGAGGCGCAGAACGCCGCCGACCAGCAUCCGAAGAGCGCGGCGGCCCCUCAGCGCAUGAAUGAACUGGGUCUGCUGGACAACGUGGAGGACAUAGCGCCGCCUCCGGCUCUGUCCAGCUCCGUGGAAUGGUCCACUUCCAUUGAGAAAUCCUCCAGCGCUAAGUGCACCGGACACCAAUCAAGUGAUGAAGAUGAUGAUGACGAAGAUGAUGAUGAAGAUGUAUUCGGAGCUUCAUUUUUGCCUUCCGACAGCGACUCACGGAGCGACAUCAUCUUCGAUAAUGGUGACGAAAGUGCUGAUGAGAUGUCCCAGGCUGAGAAGAGCAAAAGGCCGGCGACCGACACGACGGAGAGCUCCGACUCCGACCGGCAGCUGUCUAUAGCACAUUACCUGUACAUACAGAUGGAAUACUGUGAAAAAAGCACUUUAAGAGACACAAUCGAUCAAAGUUUACACCUGGACCAGAACCGCCUCUGGAGGCUCUUCAGAGAGAUCCUGGAUGGCCUUGCUUACAUCCAUGAGCAGGGCAUGAUUCACAGAGAUUUGAAGCCCGUCAACAUAUUCCUGGACUCCCAGGACCAUGUGAAAAUAGGAGACUUUGGCUUGGCUACAGAUCAUCCUGCUAACGUGGCUGCAGGGAAAUUUGAGCUGGAAGACGGCGGCUCUGCUGCGGUUCUUAAACCCGACCCAACAGGAAACAUGACGGGGAUGGUGGGCACAGCUCUUUAUGUGAGUCCAGAGGUGCAGGGAAACACCAAAGCUACUUACAAUCAGAAAGUGGACCUGUUUAGCCUGGGGAUCAUCCUUUUUGAGAUGUCCUACAGGCCGAUGACCACCGGCGCAGAGCGGAUUUCUGUCCUUAGCAAGCUGCGAGUGGAGCCCAUCUCCCUCCCGGAAGAUUUUCUGCCAUACAAUCAGGGAACGCAGAGAAAGGUGAUCGAGUGGCUGCUAAAACACGACCCAGCCCUUCGGCCCACCGCUCAGGAGCUGCUGAAGAGCGAACUCCUGCCCCCCCCUCAGAUGGAGGAGUCCGAGCUGCACGAGGUCCUGCAGCACACCAUGGCCAACGUCAACGGCAAAGCCUACCGCACCAUGGUGGGCCAGCUUUUCGCCCAGAACACCACCCCAGUAAUGGAUUACACCUAUGAUAUAGAUCUGCACAAGGGCAACUUCAGCGUUAACACUGCCAAAUUGCAGCAGCAUGUGUACGAAACCAUCACCAGGAUCUUUAAGAAGCACGGUGCUGUGCGCCUCCAGACUCCUCUGCUCCUGCCCCGAAACAGGAAGCUGUACGACGGCAGUGAGCUGGCCUGCUUCAUGGAUCACAGCGGCAUGCUGGUCACGCUGCCCUAUGACCUUCGAAUGGCGUUUGCAAGAUUUGUGGCCCGGAAUAAUAUAGCUCACCUGAAGAGGUACAGCAUCGAGCGCGUGUUCCGCCCCAGGAAGCUGGACCGUGCACACCCCCGGGAGCUCGUGGAGUGCGCCUUCGACAUCGUCACGCCCGUCACCAACAGCCUGCUGCCCGACGCAGAAAUUAUUUACACCAUCUCGGAAAUAAUUCAGGAAUUCCCGGCGCUCCAGGAAAGGAACUAUAACAUCUAUCUGAACCACACCAGCCUGUUGAAGGCCAUCCUGCUGCACAGCGGCGUCCCAGAGGACAAACUGAGCCAGGCUUCCAACGUUCUGUGUGACGCCAUGAAUGAAAAACUGACUAAACGGGAGGUGGAGGCAAAGUUCUGUAAUUUUUCUCUGUCGAGCAGCAGCCUGCAAACGCUCUACAAGUACAUAGAACAGAAGGGCAGCCUGCAGGAGCUGGCACCGCUGCUGGCGACGCUCACCAAGCAGAAGACGGCCGUCACCCAGCUGGCCAAGCAGGGCCUGAAGGACCUGGAGGAGCUGAUUCUGCUUCUGCGCAGGCUGGGCGUGAAACUGAGGGUGGUGGUUAAUUUAGGCCUGGUCUACAAGGUGCAACACCACUCCGGAGUCAUUUUCCAGUUUGUGGCUUUCAUCAGGAAGCGGAAGCGAACCGUCCCGGAUAUAGUGGCUGCUGGAGGGCGCUACGACCACCUGAUUGUGGAAUUCCGAAGUCCUGCUUCCACCAUCCCGGUGCCCAGCGCGGUGGGGGGCAGUGUGGCUCUGGACAAAGUCUGUGCCGCUAUAGCCAGCAUGGAGGAGCCACUGAUGGUGAGCUCUUGUGAUGCUCUGGUGGUACCAGUAGGACACUCCUCCAUGUCCAAAGCUAUCAAUGUUGUCCAGAAACUGUGGAGCAGCGGCGUCUCUGCUGACAUCACCUACGAUUUCUCACAGUCCCAGGAGACGCUGGUGGAGCACUGCAGGCUGGCAGGCAUCACAUGCACGGCCCUCGUGUCUGACAAAGAAGGAAACUAUGUGAAGGUCAAAUCCUUCGAGAAGGACAGACAGUCUGAGAAGCGAAUUCCAGAGUCGGACUUGGUGGACCACAUCAUUCAGAAAUGCCGGACCAGAUUCUUUGAUGAGAGAAACAUCAGAGAAAUGACUGAAAGCAUGAGCCUUCAGAACCCCAAAGGAUCGACGCAGAACUGCACAGGCUCCUCAGAGCCUCAUGGGAGCAGCAGCACCACCAACAUGAACGUGAACGUCAUUAGUCCGGAAAAGGUUUCUGCAAGCGCCAGACGGCGCUACGAGACUCAGAUCCAAUCAAGACUGCAGAAUCUCAGCACCAAUUUACAAAACAAGAGCAAUGAAAUCGAGGUUCUAGCAGUUGACUUGCAGAAGGAAACCUUGAUCAACUUCCUGUCUCUGGAGUUUGAGAGUGAGGAGCAGUUCAACAGCAGCGUGAAGACCCUGCUGUCUCAUCUCCCAAAGCAGCGCUACCUGAAGUCCAUCUGCGAUGAGAUCCAUCACUUCAAAAUAACCAAAAGGGUGGCUGUGGUUGUACUGUACAGCUACAAGGAUGACUACUACAAGAUCCUCCUGUGAGCAUCGCAGGACUUCCACCGGACCGGGAAUUAUUUCACUUUGACUUGGAUCGAGCCAACCCUCUUCUUUUUUUUUUUUAACCUUUAAUCUACGAAAUCGGCGGGACGACUUCACUGAUUUCUGCUGUUCCUCUUGGAAAAAGUGAUCCCCAGAUGACUUUGUUUGAACUGUUUGAAUGGGGAUUCAGCUGAUGGAGCCAAAUUGCACUUCCUUCCAAAGAGACUUGUGACAGGUUCUGGUCUGGACACGGUUUUCAUUAGACUCUAUGGCCUUAAGACAACUCUGGAGUUUAAAGAGAGAAAGGGCUUUUUACUGACGAUUACGCCACAAUCAGGGCAGUGUUACUUUUCUAUUAGCAACACAUUGGAUAAAGAGAAUAAAACUCAUUUUUCUCA